Messenger RNA from Fimicolochytrium jonesii, 1773 nucleotides. Its product is annotated as PI31 proteasome regulator N-terminal-domain-containing protein. The transcript has 4 exons. NCBI's taxonomy places the organism in Eukaryota, Fungi, Chytridiomycota, Chytridiomycetes, Spizellomycetales, Powellomycetaceae. Bases 252 to 1484 code for a protein of 410 amino acids. Gene Ontology annotation, biological process: proteasome-mediated ubiquitin-dependent protein catabolic process. Gene Ontology annotation, molecular function: endopeptidase inhibitor activity; proteasome binding. The record is from RefSeq and is a predicted model, not a curated record.
ACUGUAUACGGUCACCUCGCAUAAAGCUGUGCACCGCGUGGCUGCAAGUCCAUCCGGAUCCCAGACGCAGCCGAAUGACGCGUCACUUUCUCCUCAGCCGUCGCGAAUUUCUCACCAUCUCAGCCGCCCACCAUCUCAACCUGCACCCAUUCCUUCGCCGGAGUUGGGCAACCUCCACCUUGUAUCCAUUUCGCACCCACCUAUAGUCACAGCAGUCACUAAUCGUCGCAGUAUAGCUGCUCCAAGUUGCAAUGGCAGACCCUUCAAGCUCAGGCGGCGCCCGCCAAGACUCUUCUUCCGGAAGUGCACUUCGCGCCGAUAACAACGCUACGACCGGCGACAAUGAGAAUCCUCUGGAACCCAAAGCUCUUCUCCGCACUCUCAUAGAGGCUCUUCCUCAGACGGGAGGCAAAUUCACCAUGAAGUCGCCUGCUGACCUUACGGUCGCCCUGUUCCACGCCGCUAUGUCGAGAUAUGGGUUUAGGUUUAUUGGUGUUGGUGAGGAACGGAAAGACCAUGCAGACUAUCCCGACACGGACCAAGCUUCCGUAGUCGUCCGCAGCCUCCCCUCGGACUGGAACGCUACGGGCGACAUGUUCUCCUUCCGUUACAAGCACUCGCAAUCAUCUCUCACGUUCCUGCUGAAGUGCGUCAAAGUGGGCAAGAACAAAUUGAUUGUGCAUGGGAUGGGAAUCGAGGAUGAGAAGCUGCAUACGAUUGAGUUGGCUCCGGGGACGUUCAUUUCGGAGGCGUUGGACUUUCCCUUUGAGAUUCAGCUUGACGCAGAGGGUGGAAGCAGGGGCGGAGCAGUUAAGAAGGUUGAGAGUGCUUUCGCGUCGGAAGAUCAGUUGUACGCCGUGCUGAGAGAGUUCAGGGUUGGGAUCAUGCAAAAGUUGAUCCCCGGGUUGAACAAGCCGGGCUAUGAGCCUGACACGUCCAGCUCCAGAUCCACCGCGGCAAGCAGCUCCUCCCGCGACAACACACAGAACCGUCCACGCCCGCCCUACUUUUACCCAAUCACCGGCGUCCCUUAUCCCGAGGGCGAAGACGAGCACCGCACAGGCCCCCUCUACUCACCCUUCCGCAAUCCGCAUUCAGUCGGCGAUGUCGACCUCGACCCUUUCGGUGCAUUAGGCGGGCCCUUCCGUCCUCCCUUGUUCUCCGGAACAGGUGGCCCGGGUGGCUUCGGUGGCGGAGGAGGAGGAAUGUUUGUGGGGCCAGAUCAUCCGAUGUUUGGUGGGCGUGGGUUCCCGGAGUAUGGGGGCGAUGGCAUGCUGCCACCGGGCGCGGCCCCGCCUGGAGCGCGGUAUGAUCCGAUUAUGCCGCCGGGGAUUCCGGGACCUGGCAGACCGCAGUUUCCCUCGCGAGGGGGAUUUGGCAGAGGGGGUGGGAGGGGUGGAUUUGGUGGAGCUGGAUGGAGAAGCGGUGACCCAGACAAUGAUGAACUCCCGCCGCCAGGUUUCGAGGACGACAUGUUCAUGUGAAGAUCUUCAUGCGACUUGCGCAUCGUACAGGGCGUGCAUCGCGAGCGCCUUUCUGCAUUACUAAAGCGGAAGACGUAGCGGCUCUCUGCUCUCGGGACCGUUCCUCCGAAACAAAACAACCUAAGUAGCUGUCAAUCAUUAUGUAUACUUCUUUGCGCUAGGCUGUAAUAGGAAUAGUUGAAGACCGCACGGAGCCUAUUACUAUGGUAGUGAGCAGUGGUAAAAGCUCUUGGAUUUGGGAAUAGUUUACAUGCUUGCUGUUUAUGGCCCGUUUGUGCAUGUACUGUAC